Molecule: messenger RNA, 2322 nt
Organism: Myodes glareolus (Bank vole)
Lineage: Eukaryota; Metazoa; Chordata; Mammalia; Rodentia; Cricetidae
Gene: Foxi1
Product: forkhead box I1
Biological process (GO): cell differentiation; anatomical structure morphogenesis; regulation of transcription by RNA polymerase II
Molecular function (GO): DNA-binding transcription factor activity, RNA polymerase II-specific; RNA polymerase II cis-regulatory region sequence-specific DNA binding
Source: RefSeq, a predicted model, not a curated record
CGGAGAGCACAGGUGCAGCAGGUGGCUACCCGAACCCAGCCCCAGCAUGAGUUCCUUCGACCUCCCGGCACCCUCGCCACCGCGAUGCAGCCCCCAGUUCCCCAGCAUCGGCCAGGAGCCCCCCGAGAUGAAUCUUUACUAUGAGAACUUCUUCCACACUCAGGGCAUGCCCAGCCCUCAGCGCCCCCCCUCCUUCGAGGGUAGUGGAGAGUACGGGGCCACCCCUAAUCCCUACCUCUGGCUCAAUGGGCCAGCCAUGACCCCACCACCCUACUUGCCUGGCACCAACGCCAGCCCCUUCCUGCCCCAGGCCUAUGGCAUGCAAAGGCAGCUCCUGCCCAGCGACCUGGGCUGGCUGCCUAUCCCCUCUCAGGAGGAGCUCAUGAAGCUGGUGCGCCCACCAUAUUCCUACUCAGCCCUCAUUGCCAUGGCCAUCCACGGUGCGCCUGACCAGCGUCUCACGCUGAGCCAGAUCUACCAAUAUGUGGCCGACAACUUCCCCUUUUAUAACAAGAGCAAGGCUGGCUGGCAGAACUCCAUCCGUCACAACCUGUCUCUCAACGACUGCUUCAAGAAGGUGCCCCGCGACGAGGAUGACCCAGGCAAAGGGAAUUACUGGACUCUGGACCCCAACUGUGAGAAGAUGUUCGACAACGGAAACUUCCGCAGGAAGAGGAAGAGAAAAUCGGAUGCUUCCUCUAGCGCCGGCUCCUUGGUUUCAGAGAAAACAGAGAGCAGCCUCCUGGCAGGCAGUCCCAAGUCCGCAGAGCCUCAGGACGUCUUAGACACUGCCUCGCCAGACACCACCAGCUCCCCAGAGAAGCGGUCCUCCCCUGCCCCCUCAGGCACCCCAUGUCUCAACAACUUCCUCUCCACCAUGACAGCGUAUGUGAGUGGGACGAACCCCAUGGGCCGCUCUGUGGCCACACCAGGACUGAGCCCGGAGCCUGCUGACAAAAUGGGGCAGAACUCACUGGGUUUCAACUCAUACACCCCACUCACCAACCUCAGUAGCCAUGGGAGUGGGGGUGAAUGGGCCAACCCGGUACCCACCAAUGCUCUAGGCUACGGAGGCUCUGUCCUCAACCAGUUCAGCCCACAUUUCUACAAUAGCAUUAACACCAACAGUGUGCUCUUCCCCAGGGAAGGCACUGAAGUCUAGGGACAGAACAGCUUCUGGCCCACAGAGCUGUCAAGGGGACAGUAAUGGAGGUCCUCCAGACCAGACCCUCCACUAACCCCGAGAUCUGAGACACCUGAACCCCGCAGACAGCACAGGAAGCUAGAAAGAGUCUGUAUUCUUUCUAGAACACAGUUCAGUGCUUCUGAUCAUCACAUCUGAAUCCACACAGAUUUGAUAACUACAGUGGGUAUACCAGUGUCAGCUCUCCACAGUGAAGUGGCCAUUUGUUGAGCCCUUAUUACGUGCUGGGCCCUGCCAUGGGCUUUUAAAUGAUAUGGUCCCGCUACGUACAGUCAUGUUUUGAAGUUCACAUGACCCUCUCCACUUGGCAGAUCUUGAAAGUAAGGCUUGAGAAUGUUGUCAGCCUUUCCAGAGUCAUGAAAAUGAGAGAAAAAGAUGUCAAAGCAAGGUCUGGGUAACCUUCAAAGACUGGACCAGAGGAGGCAGUGAUGGAGGAACUGGUUCAGAGGAUCUGAAUAAGCUGAUUAUGGCUAGGUAUAUGGUUAUACCUCCCCAGUGCCUUCUGGUUACCCAUCAGAAUUCAAUGCCAACUUGGGCAUGACUCUUCCCCACCUGUUCCUCUUCUUGCCCCAGCUUAAGCAGGCACUCCUUUAGCUACCACUCGAGAGGGCAAGGCAACAGCAGGAUGCCCAGUGAAAUGUCCCCCUAGGACAGUACCUCUAGUAGAUACAAUAUGGGGGGUCUCCAUUUUCUGGCCCCUCUCAGAACUUGAGCAGAGUCAGAGGUCAGUGCAAAGAGUGGUAUGUACCCCUAAGUCCCCAGCCCAGCACCUCCCACUCACAAAAUCUUGUAAAACCCUGCUUCCUGUGUGUGUAUGUCAUGGACCAGUGAGCAAGAUAUGGCUCGGACUUCCAAGAGAAACACGGCCAAAUCAGCAGAAUAAGCAUGUCCCUUUUAUAGCCGUGGAGAGGUGGACACUUGUCUGAGAAAACAAUAGCCUUGAGGGAGGGGCCCUCUGCCCUCGGAGGGCAGGGAGCCUGUGGACACAGCCUCUGGAACUGUUCUCUCUUGGUUUUGUAAGUUACUUUAUGUAACUGUGGCGUCCUAUCACAGUACAGCCUGAGAAGUGUUGUUUGCUUUUCUUAUUUCUCUUGAAUUAAAAAGAAGAAAGAAAGAAA